This is a messenger RNA of Hipposideros armiger (great roundleaf bat), 1624 nucleotides long. It is a transcript of the gene FHL2, whose product is annotated as four and a half LIM domains 2. Bases 175 to 1158 code for a protein of 327 amino acids. Lineage: Eukaryota; Metazoa; Chordata; Mammalia; Chiroptera; Hipposideridae. Gene Ontology annotation, cellular component: nucleus; Z disc. Gene Ontology annotation, biological process: negative regulation of transcription by RNA polymerase II; negative regulation of calcineurin-NFAT signaling cascade. The record is from RefSeq and is a predicted model, not a curated record. The transcript has 7 exons. Gene Ontology annotation, molecular function: transcription coregulator activity; transcription factor binding.
CUGGACCUGCCUUAUUUAUAGCCCUGUUGGCAAGAACAGGCAACUGGCCGACAGCUGCACACACGGUUGGGGUAACCCAACAGAGUGGUUGGCCCCCGCAGCACUGCUGCUGUCCCCUAUGAUCAGGCUGGAGAGCAGAAGACAGGACAGGUUGUUGAAACACCGGGUGUCAAAAUGACGGAGCGCUUUGACUGCCACCAUUGUGAAGAAUCUCUCUUUGGCAAGAAGUACAUCCUGAGGGAGGAGAGCCCCUACUGCGUGGCCUGCUUUGAGGCCCUCUACGCCAGCAUGUGUGAGGAGUGCCAGAAGCCCAUAGGCUGCGACUGCAAGGUGAAACCAGGGCUCUGUCCUCGUGGCACCGUCUCUGACUUUCCCUCCAUCCAGGGCUUCUCUCUCCUGCCAGUCAUAAUGGUGAUCCUGCUGAGCUUCCUCGUGGCCGAAGGACUCCUGCAGGUCCAAAGGUCCACUUGCCAAGAUUUGUCCUACAAGGACCGACACUGGCACGAGGCCUGUUUCCACUGCUCGCGGUGCAAGAGCUCGCUGGUGGACAAGCCUUUUGCCGCCAAGGGGGACCAGCUGCUCUGCACGGACUGCUACUCCCACGAGUACUCGUCCAAGUGCCAGGAAUGCAAGAAGACCAUUAUGCCAGGUACCCGCAAGAUGGAGUAUAAGGGCAGCAGCUGGCACGAGACCUGCUUCGUCUGCCACCACUGCCAACAGCCGAUUGGAACCAAGAGCUUCAUCCCUAAGGAUGAACAGAACUUCUGUGUGCCCUGCUAUGAGAAACAGUAUGCCCUGCCAUGUGUUCAGUGUAAAAAGCCCAUCACCACCGGGGGCGUCACUUACCGGGAGCAGCCCUGGCACCGGGAGUGCUUUGUGUGCACGGCCUGCAAGAAGCCGCUGUCUGGGCAGCGCUUCACAUCCCGGGACGAGUUUGCCUACUGCCUGAGCUGCUUCUGCGACUUGUACGCCAAGAAGUGUGCUGGGUGCACCAACCCCAUCAGCGGACUUGGUGGCACAAAGUACAUCUCCUUUGAGGAACGGCAGUGGCAUAAUGACUGCUUUAACUGCAAGAAGUGUUCCCUCUCACUGGUGGGCCGUGGCUUCCUCACAGAAAGGGGUGACAUCCUGUGCCCUGACUGCGGGAAAGACAUCUGAAGUCAACACGAAUUGCUGCUUGCGAAACACACAGAUUUAUAUAUUUUCUUUCUCAACCAGGCAAUAUUGGGUCCUGGUUUCCACCAGCCACACCGAGACUUUCCUUUUGUGCUUCUCAGUGAUAUUCACGUUUGUUUAAACACUUUAAUUCUUUGUACUAGUUCAAUCCCAGGGAAGAAGAAAACCCUUAUGUAAACCUUAGGUGGGAAGGUGGUUUUGAAUUUUUGGAAUCAAACAAGGCAAAUCCAAGUGUAAAAAUCCUUUUGAAUAUCUUUAUAAAUGUAUCUUUCUUUCACUGCAUAUUUAAUUUUUAAGUGCAAUGAACAUGUCACAAACUUGAAAGUUUUUCAACUACAUAAGGUAUGAAGAGCUGGUAUUUACGACUGUGUAACUUCCUGUCAUGUAAGGCCUAAAGCAAGAAUAUAUGGCUUACAAUAAAGUUAUCCAGAACAAAAUCUUUUGUCAA